Messenger RNA from Xyrauchen texanus (razorback sucker), 8590 nucleotides. RefSeq names its product chromodomain-helicase-DNA-binding protein 3-like. Gene Ontology annotation, molecular function: histone binding; ATP-dependent chromatin remodeler activity; ATP binding. Lineage: Eukaryota; Metazoa; Chordata; Actinopteri; Cypriniformes; Catostomidae. The transcript is spliced from 41 exons. Gene Ontology annotation, cellular component: NuRD complex; nucleus; chromatin. The record is from RefSeq and is a predicted model, not a curated record. Gene Ontology annotation, biological process: chromatin remodeling; negative regulation of transcription by RNA polymerase II. Bases 165 to 6467 code for a protein of 2100 amino acids.
AAAUAAAUAUAAGGGCGGCCAUCUUUGUUUCUCUGCCUUGUAGUGUAAAAUAUUCCAAAACGCCCCCCCACUUUUGUGUGUCGAUUUGAAUAUUAAAUAAAUAUCAUAAUUCAGAAGGAAUACACUUUUAGAUCUCGCGGAACGGGGUCAGUGACGGGAAUAUCAUGUCCUCUCUUCUCCGUUCUUGUGAGGAAGAUGAGGGCACGGCAGUUAAUUCCGAGGGAGGAGAUUUUGAUGAAGAAGAAGACGACGGAGACCUGGACGAGAACGCAAGCGACAUAAACUCGCCGGCGGCGCCUAGAGAAACUGCAGCAAGAGCCGCGCCAGAUGAUGGACACAAUGUCGGCAAGAUAUCGGACAGAGACAGCCUGGGGAAAAAGAAACGAGGCCCAAAGAAAAAGAAAGAGCCAAAGAAAAAAGACAAGGACAAGGAGGGGAAGAUGCCCAAAGCACGCAAGCGCAAAAAAUUAGACAGUGACGUAGAGAGAGACUCAGACUAUGGCGUGAACUCUGACAGUGCUGCCAGUGAUUAUGGAGGAGAGAAGAAAAAGAAGAAAAAACACAAGGAUAAAAAAGAAAAGAAAACCAAGAAAAAGAAGAAAGAUGAUGAAGACAGCACACACAAGGAGACAAAGUCUCUAUUCCAGCCAGUAGAGUUGAAGACGUCGGCCCAGCUAGCUAAAGACUGGGGUUUAGAGGAUGUUGAUCACACAUUCACCGAGGAGGAUUACCACACACUAACCAACUACAAAGCCUUCAGCCAGUUCAUGAGACCCAUGAUUGCUAAGAAGAACCCUAAAAUCCCCAUGUCUAAGAUGAUGACCAUUCUGGGUGCUAAAUGGCGGGAGUUCAGCUCUAAUAAUCCAUUCAAAGGUUCGGCAGCAGCGGUUGCUGCUGCAGCUGCUGCCGCCGCGGCUGCCGUUGCCGAGCAGGUCUCUGCUGCAACAGCAUCCCCUGAACCUCCUCCUCAGCCACCACCACUUCGCAAGGCCAAAACCAAAGAGGGGAAAGGUCCUGGCUACAAGAAACGCAGUAAGAGUCCUCGCGUCUCAGACAAGAAGAAGCCGAAACCUAAGAAAAUGGCUCCACUUCGCAUCAAACUGGGAGCAAUUGGUAACAAGAGAAAGAAGAGCAGCUCGAGUGAAGAGGCAGAAGAAGACGACUCUGAGCAGGAAAACUCCAGCGUUCACAGUUCCUCAGUGCGUUCUGACAGCUCAGGACGUGUCAAAAAGAAUAAGAGGGGUCGCCCGGCGAAGAAGAAGAAAAAAGUGCUGGCCGAUGAGGAUGGUGAUGGCUAUGAGACAGACCAUCAGGACUACUGCGAGGUGUGUCAGCAGGGAGGGGAGAUCAUUCUGUGUGAUACAUGUCCUCGAGCGUACCACCUGGUGUGCCUUGAGCCUGAGCUGGAGAAAGCCCCUGAGGGCAAGUGGAGCUGCCCUCACUGUGAGAAGGAAGGGAUCCAAUGGGAAGCAAAGGAAGAAGAAUUUGAGGACUUUGAAGAGGAGUGUGAUGAUGUCCGGGAUGUGGAGUCGGGGCUGGGUGGAGAGGAAGAGGAGGAUGAUCACAUAGAGUUUUGUCGUGUGUGUAAAGAUGGAGGAGAGCUGCUGUGCUGUGACUCCUGCCCGUCGUCCUAUCACAUUCACUGCCUAAACCCCCCACUACCGGAGAUCCCUAAUGGAGAGUGGCUGUGUCCACGCUGCACUUGUCCACCGAUCAAAGGACGAGUGCAGAAGAUUCUGCACUGGCGAUGGGGUGAACCCCCACAACCAGUUCCUGUCCAUCCACCCCCAGAUGCGCCCCCUGAUGCCCCAACCCCUCCACCCAUGAAGGGCCGUCCAGAGAGAGAGUUCUUUGUGAAGCUGGCAGGACAGUCUUACUGGCACUGCACCUGGAUUACAGAGCUACAGCUGGAGAUCUUCCACUCUGUGAUGUUCCGGAACUAUCAGAGGAAAACAGACAUGGAUGAGCCGCCCAGUCUGGACUAUGGCUCUGGGGGAGAGGAGGAUUCUGGGAAGAGUGAGAAGCGGAGGGCCAAAGACCCUCAAUAUGCCAUUUUGGAGGAGAAAUAUUAUCGCUAUGGCAUCAAGCCAGAGUGGAUGGUGGUGCACAGGAUAAUCAACCACAGCGUGGAUAAAAAGGGGAUCUACCACUACCUGGUUAAAUGGCGAGAUCUGACCUAUGACCAGUGCACUUGGGAGAUGGACGAUCUGGACAUCCCAGAGUUUGCAGUGCACAAAGCUGCCUACUGGAGACACAGGGAAGAAGUGAUGAAGGAAGACCCAGAGAAGCCAAGGAAGAUGAGGAGGAGAGAGGAGAAUGAUGAAGCUCUAGGCACCCCUGUUAAUGAUCCCACAAUCAAGUAUGAGGAGCAGCCGGACUUUGUAACAGAGACUGGAGGGACACUGCACCUCUACCAGCUCGAAGGGUUGAACUGGCUACGGUUCUCCUGGGCUCAGGGAACAGACACCAUCCUGGCUGAUGAAAUGGGCUUGGGCAAGACCAUCCAGACCAUAGUCUUCCUCUACUCACUGUUUAAAGAGGGUCACACUAAAGGGCCAUUCCUGGUGAGUGCACCACUCUCUACGAUCAUUAACUGGGAGAGAGAGUUUGAGAUGUGGGCCCCCGACUUCUAUGUCGUCACCUACACCGGAGACAAGGACAGCCGCGGCAUCAUCCUUGAGAAUGAGUUCUCGUUCGACGACACAGCGGUAAAGGGAUCAAAGAAGGCCUUCAAAUUACGGAGAGAAGCUCCCAUUAAAUUCCAUGUGUUGCUGACAUCCUAUGAGCUGGUGACCAUAGACCAGAUCGUUCUUAAGUCCAUCGAAUGGGCCUGUCUGGUGGUGGAUGAAGCCCAUCGCCUCAAAAACAACCAGUCUAAGUUCUUCAGGAGACUUAAUGACUACAAGAUUGACCAUAAGCUGCUGCUAACAGGAACUCCACUACAGAACAACCUGGAGGAACUUUUCCAUCUGCUCAACUUCCUGACACCCAACCGCUUCAAUAAUCUAGAGGGUUUUCUAGAGGAGUUUGCGGAUAUCUCCAAAGAGGACCAGAUCAAGAAGCUGCAUGACUUGCUUGGGCCGCACAUGCUCCGGAGACUCAAAGCUGACGUGUUUAAGAACAUGCCGGCCAAAACUGAGCUGAUCGUCAGAGUGGAGCUCAGCCCCAUGCAGAAAAAAUACUACAAAUUCAUUCUGACUCGUAACUUUGAGGCGCUGAAUUCGAAGGGAGGAGGAAACCAGGUGUCUUUGCUCAACAUAAUGAUGGACCUGAAAAAGUGCUGCAACCACCCCUACCUCUUCCCUGUUGCUUCAGCUGAAGCUCCUAAAACACCAAGUGGAGCUUAUGAAGGUGUAGGCCUCACCAAGGCCUCUGGGAAACUCAUGCUGCUGCAGAAGAUGCUCAGAAAGCUGAAAGAACAAGGCCACAGAGUGCUGGUGUUCUCUCAGAUGACCAAGAUGCUGGAUUUGCUGGAGGAUUUCCUGGAUUAUGAGGGUUAUAAAUAUGAGCGAAUUGAUGGAGGCAUCACUGGAGCUCUCCGACAGGAAGCCAUUGACAGAUUCAAUGCUCCUGGAGCGUGUCAGUUUUGUUUUCUUCUUUCUACACGAGCGGGUGGCCUGGGCAUCAACUUGGCCACUGCAGACACAGUCAUCAUCUUUGACUCUGACUGGAAUCCUCACAAUGACAUUCAGGCCUUUAGCCGAGCUCACCGUAUUGGUCAGGCCAACAAAGUGAUGAUCUAUCGUUUUGUGACUCGGGCCUCUGUCGAGGAACGGAUCACUCAGGUGGCCAAAAGGAAGAUGAUGCUCACACAUCUGGUGGUGCGACCUGGUCUGGGUUCAAAAGCUGGAUCCAUGUCCAAACAAGAGCUGGAUGACAUCCUCAAGUUUGGCACUGAGGAGCUUUUCAAGGAUGAGAUUGAAGCAGGGGACAAUAAGGACGAAGACAGCAGCAUAAUUCACUACGACAAUGCCGCCAUCGAGCACCUGUUGGACCGCAGCCAGGACGCCACAGAUGACUCUGACAUGCAGAACAUGAACGAAUAUCUUAGCUCCUUCAAGGUGGCGCAGUAUACCGUCAAAGAGGACGACAAGAUAGAGGAGAUCGAGAGAGAGAUAAUUAAGCAGGAAGAGAACGUGGAUCCUGAUUACUGGGAGAAACUCUUGAGGCAUCACUAUGAGCAGCAGCAAGAAGAUCUGGCCCGCAAUCUCGGCAAAGGAAAGAGAGUCCGCAAACAGGUCAACUACAAUGACGCAGCCCAGGAGGACCAAGAGUGGCAUGCUGACAUUUCAGAUAACCAAUCAGAAUACUCCGUUGGCUCAGAGGAGGAAGACGAGGACUUUGAUGAGAGACCUGAGGGUCGCAGACAGUCACGCAGGCAUCUUAGAAAUGAGAAGGAUAAACCACUGCCCCCCCUGUUGGCCAGAGUGGGGGGCAACAUUGAGGUAUUGGGCUUUAAUAUGCGCCAGAGAAAGGCCUUCUUGAAUGCUGUAAUGAGGUGGGGAAUGCCUGCUCAGGACGCCUUCUCCUGCCAGUGGCUGGUGCGAGACCUUCGUGGCAAGUGUGAGAAAGAGUUCAAGGCGUAUGUGUCGCUCUUCAUGAGGCAUCUAUGUGAGCCGGUGGCUGAUGGUUCGGAGACGUUUGCUGACGGUGUUCCGCGGGAGGGUCUCUGCAGGCAGCCGGUCCUCACGCGUAUAGGGGUCAUGUCUCUGGUCAAGAAGAAGGUGCAAGAAUUUGAGCACAUUAAUGGGAAAUGGAGCAUGCCUGAACUGAAGCCAGAGAUUACCGUGGACUCCAAGAGAUCUUCAAGAGCCUCUUCUCCUGCCAUUAAGACAGACACUCCCACACCUGAACGUAGCUGUAACAACACACCCUGCACCUCCAAACCAGCCACUCCCUCUCCAACUGACAAGAUAGAAAAGAGCGGGAAAGAGGGUGAGAAGGAUGAGUGUGAGCCCCAGACAGAACCAGAAAAAGAGAGAGAGAAAGAGAAAACGAAAGAAGGAAAGGAGGGGGGGAGUGUGGAAAGCACAGAGCAUGGAGAGACCUCCACCCCAAUGAAAGAGGUUGAGAAAGAAUCCUCAACCAAUGAAAAAUCCCAGACAUCCGAAGCUCCCACAACAGUUAGUGAUGACUCCAAAACGAAAGAAAACCCUGACAUCCCUCCAUCUUCACCCAAAGAAAAAAUUGAGAAACAGAAACGAGAGGAGGAGAGCUCUGAGAAAGAGGCCUUGAAGGAAGAUUCCAUGUCUGAUUCCCCAUUCGUUAAAGAUGAGAGCAGAGAGGCUGUGAAAGGGGAGAAGGGAGAGAAAAGAGAGAAGUCUGGUGAAGAGAAGGAGAAAAGUGAUGCGACGGCUCCAACAGAAACAACAGAAAAGAUAGAGAAAACAGAUGGUCAGUCUUCUGAUGUUAAAAAAGAGGAGGUGAAGGGUGAAAAAGAUGCUGGGAAAGAGUUCAGAGAGCCAAGGGAGGAGGUACCCAAAGGUAACGGUAAACCCACAGAGCGUCCACGAUUCAUGUUCAACAUUGCAGAUGGAGGCUUCACAGCUCCAAGCAUGUUUAAAUAUCAGAAACAUUCUCAAAUUCAACACCUGUCACCUAAACAACCCUCACAUUGCAGGUUGUCAAUUUCUGAGUUACACACUCUUUGGCAGAAUGAGGAGCGGGCGGCAAUUUCAUCAGGCAAGAUCAACGAGAUCUGGCACCGGCGACACGACUUCUGGCUGUUGGCAGGCAUUGUGUGUCAUGGCUAUGCACGGUGGCAAGAUAUUCAGAAUGACCCGCAGUUUGCCGUCAUAAAUGAACCAUUCAAAACUCAAGCCAACAAAGGAAACUUCUUAGAGAUGAAGAACAAGUUCCUCGCCAGACGGUUUAAGUUGCUGGAACAGGCCCUGGUGAUAGAGGAGCAAUUGCGUCGGGCUGCGUAUCUCAACAUGACCCAGGACCCCACUCACCCAGCCAUGGCCCUGAACGCUCGUUUUGCUGAGGUGGAAUGUCUGGCCGAGUCCCACCAGCACCUCAGCAAGGAGUCACUCGCAGGAAACAAACCUGCCAAUGCCGUCUUGCAUAAGGUUCUUAACCAACUGGAGGAGCUUCUGAGUGACAUGAAGGCGGAUGUAACGCGGCUCCCAGCCACACUCUCAAGAGUCCCACCAAUCACAGCCCGUCUGCAGAUGUCAGAGAGAAGCAUCCUCAGCAGACUGGCCAACAAAGGCAACGAGACACUCACAACACCGCCUAUUCCUCCGGGUCCCUACGCCACUCCACAGAACUUUGGCCCCCCCUUCACACCUGCACCCUCAGUGGCUCUCACUCUGGCUGGGGCCAACUAUAGCCAGAUGCCCCCUGGCUCCUUCAUAUCAGUGUUGAACGGACCCCCCAUGUCAGUAAAGAAAGAGAGAGAGGCGGAGCUUCUGAUGGCUCGGAGGGAACAGCGCAGUGGGGAAGUGAUCUGCAUCGAUGACUGAAUUCAGCCCCUCCCAACACACGUAUACAGAUAGAUACACACACACGCACGCACUCACACACGCUGACUCAGUCAAAGGACAUCUGCAUGCAAACGUAAACAACUAUUCCUUUAGAACACACAUAGAUGCAAACGUGCGCUUGCAACCCAACAGAUUGAAUGAAAACAGACUACCCUCAGUAUCACGCCAGCACUUUCACAUCACCUCACGUUACAGCUACUUAUUAUUUUGCAGAGAAGGUGGUUUCCUCCUGAUCACUCACACACACACAGAUACUGUAUUUUCCUUCCUCUCAUACUAUCUAUCCAAAAUCAACCUCGCAAUUCAGGCAUCUCUAAGCAGUUCAUUCAUACUCGCAUUCAUCCAAAGCCCUGUAAUCUCGCAAGCGCCCCUUGACACAGACAUGAAACUGCAUGUAUUUGGAAAAGCAUUCGCCGAGCUUCACUUCCUCCCGCAUUGAUUUGUUUUCUGACAGCAUGCAUAUCACAGUCCAUGGUUUAGUCAAGCAAAACGCCUGUGCAUUGAGCUGUGCCUACUGUAGCAUAGUGCAGUCUUUCAAGAGAACCCUCAUCAUAAGCUAGCGUGACUGUGUCCGAGCCGCCAUGUACUGUAAAACAAGCUUCUAACCCUUGAGGUCUAUUAGCUGCAAGGAGACAUGCUUUCAGGCAUGGUGAUGAUUUGGAUUGGGAGGGCCACCUUAAUAUACACGUAAUACAUUUCAAUGAAGAGAAAAAAAAACUUUUAACAGUAUUCUGGUUUCCGAUUUUUCUCCUGUCUUUCUGGAAAAUAAUUAUAUAAAAAUAAAACUUGAGGUUAAGUUUUUAACCUUCCACGACAGUAAGGAAGUAAUGUAUUAUUAUGUUCAAUUACAUACAGUAUUGGCUGCAUUAUUGUCUUGAGAUAAAAAAGACGUGUUUGUUAUGAAGUUUAUUUAGCCUUAUAAUGGGAAAUCAAGCAUUGAUAUGUAGAGCUCCCUGCCUUUUUAAUUAUUGACCCUUAAAGUUGUGUUAAGGUGAGGUGAAGAGGUUUCCACAGCUCGAGCCUUGAAAGUUCAAAAAAUGUACAUUGGCAAGACAUCUUCGUACUUCCCUCAUAAUGUUUAUGAUUGUUACUGAAUCACGUUUGAUGGACCUACACUUUCCAAACUCCUCUUUCUUUCUCUCUGAUCACACAUAACUUUUCCAUGUCUCCGCUGCACUCCUUUCUUUUUUCACAUUUCUCCUUUUUAUGAGCUCUUUGAUAUUGUUUGCAUAUUUAAGCUCAGUUUCAUUGUGAUCUCCUGUUUUUAAUUUGAAUUGUUAUUACAACUAUGAUUAUUGUUGUUGCUCUUAAUGUUGUCCUUAAUGUUACAAUUGCAAAGCUUCUACCAAAUGAAAAGAAUAAUAAAUAGUUGAAACAUUGAUACAUUGUAUGUUUGGUCCAUGACAUUUCUCAAUUGCGGACCUCUUGUAAUAAUAUUCAGCGAAGAUGUUGAACGAAGUGUGGAAUGAUAGACAUUAUGACUAUGUAAUAAACAUCGCUGACUAUCUAGAUUUGGGGCUUGCAAAUAAAUAACCUGUAUGCAGUGGAUCACAUUUGUAACCAUACAAUUGAAAACAUAAGAAUCCAUAUAUUCAAAUCAGAAAAUGAAAUUCCUUUAGGCAUUUCCGCAAUGUUUCUUUGCGAUCUUUGGCUCCUACAAAUACACAGCCUUGUAAUGUAAUUGCCUUACAUGGUAAUACAACUGUUAAUAGUUAAUCAGCAGAUGUGAACUCUGUAUAUGGCUGCAGUUGUACUAUCCUUAGCUAGGCUUCAACUGAAUUGAAAUGUUAAGUUAUUUCCCCCUGUCCCCUCCAAAGUUCCUCUGUUGAAACUGAAAUAUUUUACAUUUCAGUGCUUGGAAUUAUUUGGGAGUGUUGUGUCAAAACAAGCACUUUCUGUCCAUUUCUCAUUUCUGACUUUCAGUAUUGUUUGUUUUCAACAAUUCUGCAUUUUGUUUGUUUCCUGCUAAGUGUCACAGUGUUUGUUGUGAUUCCAGACAUUCAGUGACAAUGUUGUAAUUGACAUUCGGCACAUUGAACGGAACAUGUUAAUAAUGCAUCUUUCUCUCUUUUGUUUUGUUUGUAAUAAAAUAAAAAUUAAAU